CUCGCGCUCGCGGGCGGCGUCAGCGGCGCGGUGAAGCUGUACUCCGUCGCGGACGGCGACGACCUCGGCGCGUGCGUCGCGACGAUGCCGCUGCCGAGAGCGACGGGAGGAGGCGACGGCGGGAAAGGGGCGGCGGGUGGGGGAUCGUCGCGAUUCGCGCAUUCGAUCGCUUUUUCGCCCGACGGUAGACGCGUCGUGUGCGGCGCCAUGGACGGCACGGUGGCCGUCUUCGACGUCCCCUCGAGGAAGCUUCUGCACACGCUCGAAGGCCACGCGAUGCCGGUCCGAGGCGUGUGCUUCAGCGUCGACUCGAAGACGGCGUUCACCGCGUGCGACGACGGAUACGUCCACGCCUACGACGUCGAGACGAGGUCGCUGACGCAAUCGUUCCCGGGGCACGACGCGUGGGCGCUGAGCGUCGCCGCGAGCCCGUGCGGCCGCGCCGUCGUCAGCUGCGGCGCGGACGGCACCGUGAAGCUGUGGGAUCUCACGCAGGGUCUGGGUGUGGGGGGGAAGAUGGCGCAGAGCGUGUCGGACGUGUCGGACGCGACGUGGGGCGCGUGUUUCAAGCCGGGGACCGGAGGCGGAGGCGGGGGGCGGCUGGCCGCCGUCGGCGACGACGCGUCGGUGUGCCUAUACGACUUCACCGCGUGA
Micromonas pusilla CCMP1545 is the source of this 654-nucleotide messenger RNA. RefSeq lists its product as uncharacterized. The record is from RefSeq and is a predicted model, not a curated record. Gene Ontology annotation, cellular component: Cdc73/Paf1 complex. The transcript is spliced from 3 exons. The coding region runs from base 85 to 654 and encodes 189 amino acids. Gene Ontology annotation, molecular function: protein binding. Lineage: Eukaryota; Viridiplantae; Chlorophyta; Mamiellophyceae; Mamiellales; Mamiellaceae.